Messenger RNA from Juglans microcarpa x Juglans regia, 981 nucleotides. Its product is annotated as protein LIGHT-DEPENDENT SHORT HYPOCOTYLS 10-like. Lineage: Eukaryota; Viridiplantae; Streptophyta; Magnoliopsida; Fagales; Juglandaceae. Gene Ontology annotation, cellular component: nucleus. The coding region runs from base 158 to 709 and encodes 183 amino acids. The transcript has 2 exons. The record is from RefSeq and is a predicted model, not a curated record. Gene Ontology annotation, biological process: response to light stimulus; mRNA transcription.
UCAUAGGGCCCAUGACAUGUCUCCUCGAUAGACCCCAAGAAGUGAUUUUCUUCUUUCUCUUCUGCACUAUCCCCAUUCUUUCACCACCUGAAUUCCCCCUUUUUUCGCUGCCAUUCCUUGCCAGAAAAGCACACAGAACAAUUCCCAUCCAAUUAUCAUGUCAGGAGACAGAAGAAACGAUUCCGCAGAAGGGUCGACAUCACGAUCGGCAGCAACCACCUCCACCGGCAACCAUCAGCACCAGCAACAGGCAGCGCCUUUGAGCCGGUAUGAGUCUCAGAAACGGCGAGACUGGAACACUUUUGGGCAGUACUUGAGGAAUCAAGCACCCCCAGUUUCUCUCUCUCAGUGCAACUUCAACCAUGUCUUGGACUUCCUUAGGUACCUCGACCAGUUCGGAAAGACCAAGGUUCAUUUACAUAGUUGCGCCUUCUUUGGCCAGCCUGAACCGCCUGCUCAUUGCACAUGUCCUCUCAGACAAGCUUGGGGGAGCUUGGACGCACUAAUCGGACGGCUCAGAGCUGCAUAUGAGGAGCAUGGAGGCUCACCGGAGACGAACCCUUUUGGGAACGGAGCUAUUCGGGUGUAUUUGCGUGAAAUUAAGGAGUGUCAGGCUAAGGCAAGAGGUAUUCCCUAUAAGAAGAAAAAGAAGAAAAGGAAUCAAAUUAAGGCCACCGACGAGACAAAGGCUUCGAAGCAAGCUGCUUAGUUUCCUUGGCUCAGAUCUUCGGAUUAAUGGGUCAAACAACAGGUCGAUCGACAGAUGAAAAUGGGAAGUAGGCGGGUUACAGAAAAACAAAUAUUUAUAAGAUCGAGAUUCAGCUGCGGGACAUGAUGAUCGAUGAUCAUGAUGAUUAAUUCUCUCAUUUGAAAAGAGUUAAUGUAUGUAAUUAAGAGUCUAAUUCUGAAUAAUCUUGCGAAAGCAAGGCUAUAGCUAGCUAGUCUCAGAGCGCAUAUAAUAUGCAGCCCGUAUUUUAAAUA